Molecule: messenger RNA, 2466 nt
Organism: Phytophthora sojae
Lineage: Eukaryota; Oomycota; Peronosporomycetes; Peronosporales; Peronosporaceae
Exons: 2
Coding region: 1-2466 (821 amino acids)
Source: RefSeq, a predicted model, not a curated record
AUGGGAACGGGAGAAGCGCUGCACAUCCCCCGCCCCGACCCCGGCACCAUGGGCGCGUACUUGCCCCCGCAGAGCAGCGGCAUGCCGUACAACCCGGCCGCAGGGAACGGGGUCUCGGCGCCCGCCGCCGGCCGCCCCGACGCGCCCCCGGGCGCCUAUAUGCCGCCGCCGCCCGCGCCGGGCUCGUGCAUGGUGUGCUACAACCCGAGCGUGGACCUGCUGCUCGAGCCGUGCCACCACCAGUUCCACGCCGCGUGCAUCGAGCGCUGGCUCAGCAAGGACAAGGUCUGCCCCACGUGCUGGACGCCCAUCCAGGCGCCGCGCCGGCUCCUGACGCAGCAGCAACAGCAGCAGUACGCGCAGGGCGUGGGUCAGGACAACGGCGGAUACCCCGUCGACAGCAAGGCGCACGUACUGGACGGCGCGGCGGCGGGAACCCCCACGGCCGCGGCUAACGGAGACGCCGGCGCGCAGCAGCAGAGCAACCCGCCCACGGCCAUGCGCAAGGGCAAGUGGACGGCCGAGGAGAGCGCGUACUGCGACCGGCUGAUCGAGGAGUUCAAGAAGGGCAACCUGCCGCUGGCCGAGGGCACAACGCUGCGCACGUUCCUGAGCAAACUGCUGAACUGCGACCCCAUGCGCAUCUCCAAGAAGUACACGGGCGACCAGUGCAUCGGCAAGAUCAUCUUCCGCCGCCGCGAGGACGAGGUGUCCAAGGAAGACAUGGAGAACAUCCGCAAGGACCUGGCCGAGCUGGAGAAGACGUACCUGGAGAGGGAGCAGUACAACCAGCGGCGGCGCGAGAAGCGACUCGAGUCGGAGUUGUCGAGGGACAAAAACCGCUUCGCUGCCGCCAGAUCCAUCGGAUACGCAGCAGCAGCGGGCAACCCGGCGGCCAUGCGCCCGCCCCACCCGCAGCAGCCGCAGCCACAGCAGGGAGGGUAUCCGCCUGCUGCGGUGCAGCCCAUGACGAAGCAGGAGCCUCGGCCCGUUCCAGGCCCCCAGCAGAUGCAGCAGCCCAACUACGGAGCUCCGGGCCGAGCGGGCAGUAUGCCCGUGCAGCCCCCUCUUCACCCCCCGCAGCAGAGUAAUAACGUCCCCCCUCACCUAUUUAAUGGCGACCACAGCAAUGUGUCGAUGCUCGGCAUUGCUGGCGCGCAGACACAGGGCCAAAGCCAAGGCCCGGCUCCUAACCAGGGCCAGGACAACAAGCCUCCCAGCAGCUCCGGCAUGGACGGCAACUCCGGCGACGCGUUCCCGCGCGUGUCGUCUAUCGACAGCUUUUCGUGCCUAUUCCCUCGCGUGGCCAGCAUCGAGAACUUCCAGCAUGCGGCGUCAUCAGGCUUCGGCGGGAUGAACCCCAACGGCUCGUACUCGUCGACUGAGACCCAUAACACGAUGACUAGCAGUGGGUUCGACACGCAGCCUGCCGGCUUGCCGAAGCCUUUGUCCAUUGGCGAGGGUCUGAACGCCUAUUUCCCGCGCAUCCAGUCGCUGGAGCAGCUCUCGAACUUGUUGCAGGAUCACGGACCGAACAGUCCGCGGGGAGGGGCAACGUCUACAUCGACUCAGAACUCUCGGGAUACGAUCGAGAACUCAAACGACAACAGCAAGCAGCAGAACAAGGAUAAUUCUACACCUGGCGGAGGCAUUCGGAGGAGGCUGGGCGAGACUAGCAUCAAGGAUGAGCAGCAGCGAGAAGCAGACGUCAACCCCCAGACAGAAACUGGCAGCGCGAAUACCAGCACUAGCAACAACAACAGUAGCAGCAGUAGUGCUGUGUCGACUGCCACGAGCGUGACGACGAGCUCUACGAGCUCUGGAUCUACCAAGCGCCUUAGUCCCAGUCACAAUGCUCCGUCAUCCUCAGGUUCAGGCAACCAGAUUCAGAUUCCCAAGCCGUUGAACAAGAUGCCGCGCAGCUCGUCGGGUAUCUUCCCGCGCGUGCCGUCCAUGGACAAGAUGCCUCGAGUGCCCUCGAUUGACAAGCUUCCUCGCGUUGCGUCGCUCGACAAACUGCCGCGUAUCCCGUCGAUGGACAAGCUUCACACUAUGGGCGGUGGCGAGCAGCGUAUCCCGAGGGUCCCGUCCUCUGACAAGAUGGCGCGCGUGCCGAGCUCGGACAUGCUGUCACGCUUCGGCUCGAGCGACCACCUCAGCAGCUUCCCGUCGUUCUCGAACCUCAGCUCGCUGUCCACAAGCGCUUCGUACGAUAAGCUGAGCUCUCUGGGCGGCUUCAAGUCUGGGUUCCCGCGUAAUUCGUCUAUUGAGGACAUCUUGUCGCUAGUGGCGUCGUCCGAGUCUACGGGUAUGCCGUCAAACGGCUCGACACUGCAGCUGAGUGCUCUGGCCGCAGUUGCAGGCGAGGAGUCCUCCCAUAUCGCCAACGAGCGGAAACGCCGGCUCGAGAGCUCGCAGCAGGACGCGCCGCUGACUAGCGACAAGAAGAGCAAGCUGUCCGCGUGA